Dermacentor andersoni is the source of this 2051-nucleotide messenger RNA. RefSeq lists its product as uncharacterized. Lineage: Eukaryota; Metazoa; Arthropoda; Arachnida; Ixodida; Ixodidae. Gene Ontology annotation, cellular component: membrane. Gene Ontology annotation, biological process: sensory perception of taste. The record is from RefSeq and is a predicted model, not a curated record.
UUAGGAAUAGCAAUGUUCUGUAGGUAAUGAGUGAUUUAUUGCCUAAUAUAUCACUUCAAUCGUUCUUACGAAUAAACUCAGUGCUAUGCAAACUAGGACAUUAGCGACUUGCUGAGCAAGAACACUGUAUGUCUUUGCGAGAACCUUUACACUUGAAGGCGCCUUGUAGUUUUUGUCUAAGUGGAGAUGUGUAUUUACUUUCGGUCAUUUGUUGUUGUGCUAACGUGGCGCCCUCUCUUCAAUUGUUCGCAGUACAUGGCUGGUUACCCUAUAAAAUUGCAUUAAUGUUAAAAAUAUUUCUGCCCUCCUGGCAACAAAGAAACCUUGGCUCAUGUUUGUUUUUGUCUGCAGCUGUGAAGUUGUUGGCCAAUAUAUGUAUAAGCAUCAUGACUAAUAUUCAACACCUCACGAUCAUGACAGGAACAAUAGUGCUUAAGCAAGUCCUCCUAAAGCAUUCAACACCAUGUAGGGACGGUGUCUGACAUGUAACUAAACAUCUGUGGAAAUAUCAAUGCAGCCUGAAUAAUGAGACUUGUUUCACACCACUGGUUGCUUUUACAGACUCGAAACCAACGCAACAAAUUUCGGCAAGAGAGCAUUGACACCUUGCAAACGCGAUGACCGACAUGGCCAGCGCAAUGGCCGAGAACUUCCGAGUACCCGGCUGGCUUUGUCGUGCCGCUGGAGUCUUCUUCAUCGAGAACCUUCAGGCAGCUGACGUAGACGAUAUGGUAGUCAGAUGGAAGUCCUGGUACACUUUGUACGCUUCAGCCUGCCUCUUAACCUUCGGAUCCAUAAACAUAGACUUUGUCGCCACGAAUAUGAUGCGGUUGUCACCGAAAGCCCGGACCUUCACGAAAGCUCUCUUCAUCGUAGUCCCGUUAUCCGUGUCGGCAAAAGUCGUGACGAAUAUCUUCAGCGCGAUCCUCGGCUCGCGCAAAAUGAGGGAGUUUUUUAGGAACGCCGCAAAUCAUGAGAUGCAGACGUCGUUCUGGCGCCAAAGGUACCGCUACCGCUCUGGGAUAUCCUACGUCCUAAGGUUCUUUAUGAUUGGAGCCUUCGUGGGGAACGUUGUCGUCACCUCACAUAUGAUAGUCAGCACAGCAGGCUUCGGGAGCAACUACUACUUGGACCUCUUGAGGGUGACCACUAUUAUCGGGAAUUUUUUCUUCUUCUUCUACGACAUGCUCCAUUCGUUUACCUUGAGACCUUGCUGCGAAGUGUUGAUCGCCUACGUACGACACCAACAUGCCAUAAUCCGGGCAGUUGUGCCCACGGAGAAUCAUGCGAUCACGUGUCCUCUGGGAAUGUCGGGAGUGGCGGAACUUCACAGGGUGAAGUCAAACCUGCGGUGCGUUGCAAAGCUUCGGGAACUUCUCAACGAUAUCUGGCAGUACUCUCUAGCGGUAUCAUCUGCCGCUGUGCUUAUCGUGGGAUGCAUCUGCGUCUACUGCACCUUCGAUAGUGGGAUGCCUCUGAACCAAAUCCUGUUGACCUCGUCAUACUUUGUGUACUCGGCUAUGGACUUUAUUGACGUGGCCCGCUUAAGUGAUGCGAUGGCAAGCGAGGUUCGAGCUUUGAAGGACACACUAGCGACGGCAUCAAUGCACCGGAGCUCCGCUGCCGAGUUGCGUGAGGUUGCCCAUCUCUACAUUUCCAUCUGCCCUGAAGACAUGUCACUGAGUGGGGGCAGCUUCUUCAGUCUUGACUUACCUCUGCUUGUGUCGAUUGGUGGCUCCAUUAUCACCUACUCCGUUAUUCUGGUACAAACGAGCGAUGAUGUGCAACACCAACAAGUUGCUCAUACAAACCACACUUGAUUGAGUACAUUGUUAGUGCCCCAUCUAAGGGAGCCACGCUUUCCUCUGUGCCAGCGCGAACGAAAAACAUAGAUGAACGUGGAAGUUUAGAUCAAUCCAAUAUUUACAAUGGAGUGCGAGUCCUGUUUUUACUUUUGAAAUGUUACUGUUCAAUAAAGUCAACACUUGUGCAUGUUACCUUGUUGUCACUGUUAACGUCGGUGUUCAAAUAAAUGUUACUUUUUACGUUCA